Molecule: messenger RNA, 3770 nt
Organism: Phialemonium atrogriseum
Lineage: Eukaryota; Fungi; Ascomycota; Sordariomycetes; Cephalothecales; Cephalothecaceae
Product: ARM repeat-containing protein
Exons: 6
Coding region: 326-3616 (1096 amino acids)
Biological process (GO): protein import into nucleus
Cellular component (GO): nucleus; cytoplasm
Molecular function (GO): small GTPase binding; nuclear import signal receptor activity
Source: RefSeq, a predicted model, not a curated record
AAAAAGUCAACCCCUCCACGCCGCAACUCAACUCACAAAAUAUUGACAACCUAAUUUCCUGCAAACCCUCCCUUUCUGCCUUAGCUUCUGUGUCCAAAUCCGUCUUCAAGUUUAAACUGUGUCGCAACGGCCCGUCUUCACGCGUGCAUGGUCAUCUUGAAUCUCAGGGCCGCAAGAAACCUGGUUGCUCCGAGCUUCUGAACUCGUCCGCAUUUGUGCCCACGCGUUUUGCGCCGAGGCGCCCCAUUCCGCUUCACCAGUCCGCUUCUCUAGCCCGCUUCUCGACCUAGCUUCACGACAUCCUCUUCCUCUGACGCCUCCCAUCAUGUCUAUGCUUCCUCCCGAAGUCAAUGCUGAGCUGGCACAGCUCUUGCAGGCUCUCCAGUCCGCCGACAACAAUGUCCGGUCUCAGGCGGAAGAGCAUCUCCAGAGCAACUGGAGCAAUGCGAGACCCGAGGUGCUCUUGAUGGGACUCGCUGAACAGAUUUCCGCCUCCACGGAUGCUUCAAUGCGCUCGUUCGCAGCUGUCAUAUUCCGCCGAAUCGCUUCUAAAACAAGAAAGAUGCCGACCUCGGAUAGCGUCGACACGUUCAUCUCGUUAAGCAAUGAUCAGGCUGCUGUGAUCCGUCAAAAGCUGCUGGAAACACUCGCAUCAGAGUCUGACCGAGCAGUUCGCAAUAAGAUCAGCGAUGCGGUCGCCGAAAUCGCGAGGCAAUACUCCGAGAACAACGAUUCUUGGCCAGAUCUGCUGGCCGCGCUCUUCCAGCUUAGUAUUGCGCCUGACGCUGGGAAGCGAGAGACGGCGUUCCGUGUCUUCACCACCACCCCUGGGAUUAUCGAAAAGCAACACGAGGACGCCGUGGCCCAGGCGUUCACUCGCGGGUUCAAGGAUGACUCGGUUUCCGUCCGCCUCGCUGCCAUGGAAGCCUUUGCGGCCUUCUUCCGCAGCCUGUCCAAGAAGGGUCAGGUGAAAUACUACGGCCUUCUCCCCGAGGUCUUGAAUAUUUUGCCUCCCAUCAAAGAGUCUCAAGACUCGGCCGAUCUCAGCAAGUCACUCGUUGCGCUGAUCGACCUCGCCGAGACGGCCCCAAAGAUGUUCAAGCCGCUGUUCCAUAACUUGGUCGUAUUCAGCGUCUCAGUUAUCCAGGACAAGGAGCUUAAUGAUCUCUGCCGGCAGAACGCGCUCGAACUCAUGGCUACUUUUGCUGAUUAUGCCCCUUCAAUCUGCAAGAAGGACAGUUCCUACACCACCGACAUGAUUACCCAGUGCCUGAGUCUCAUGACGGAUUUAGGAGAAGAUGAUGACGACGCUGCUGAAUGGUUGGCGUCCGACGAUUUGGACCAGGAGGAGAGCGACCUAAAUCACGUUGCAGGCGAGCAAUGUAUGGACCGGCUUGCGAACAAGCUGGGAGGCGUCGUGAUUCUCGGCCCUACCUUUGGCUGGCUGCCCCGCAUGAUGCAGUCAAUGGCCUGGAGAGAUAGACACGCCGCUCUGAUGGCCAUAUCUGCCAUCUCGGAGGGCUGCCGGGAGCAGAUGAUUGGUGAACUGCACCAGGUCCUCGACCUUGUCAUCCCGGCAUUGAAGGAUCCGCAUCCCCGAGUGCGGUGGGCCGGAUGCAAUGCGUUGGGCCAGAUGAGCACAGACUUCGCACCUACGAUACAAAAGGACUAUUAUGAUAGCGUCCUCAAGGCCAUCAUCCCGGUCCUAGAGUCUCCCGAGGCUCGGGUCAAGUCCCACGCCGCCGCCGCCCUGGUCAACUUCUGCGAGGAGGCAGAGAAGAGCAUCCUUGAGCCAUACCUGGACGAGUUGUUGUCCCACCUCUUCCAGCUUCUGCAGAACGAGAAGCGUUACGUGCAGGAGCAGGCUCUGUCGACAAUUGCCACCAUCGCCGAUGCUGCAGAGCAAGCCUUUGGCAGAUACUACGAUACCUUGAUGCCCCUGCUGGUGAGCGUCCUCCAGCGCGAGAACGAGAAGGAAUUCCGCCUCCUCCGUGCAAAGGCUAUGGAGUGCGCCACCUUGAUUGCUCUGGCGGUAGGGAAGGAGAGGCUGGGUGGCGACGCCUUGACCCUCGUCCAACUCCUUGCAAAUAUCCAGCGGAGCAUUACCGACGCCGACGACCCACAGUCCCAAUACCUCAUGCACUGCUGGGGCCGAAUGUGCCGUGUCAUGGGUACCGAAUUCUUGCCAUUCCUGCCCAGCGUCAUGCCCCCGCUGCUGGAUCUCGCAAGUGCCAAGGCCGACAUUCAGCUCUUGGACGACGACGACCAGAUCGAACAGAUGCAGCAGGAAGAAGGGUGGGAGCUGGUUCCUUUGCGAGGAAAGACCAUCGGCAUCCGGACGAGCACCAUGGAUGACAAGAACAUGGCCAUCGAGCUUCUGGUUGUCUAUGCCCAGGUCCUCGAGGGCUCCUUUGCGCCGUAUGUCGCCGAAAUAAUGGAGAAUAUCGCCCUGCCUGGCCUGGCCUUCUUCUUCCAUGAUCCGGUCCGGUUUGUAUCUGCCAAGCUGGUGCCGCAGCUCCUGAGCUCGUACAAGAAGGCCUAUGGCAACCCAUCAAACGAGCUGAACGGCCUAUGGAACGGGACAGUGGACAAGCUCUUGGAAGUCCUCACUGCCGAGCCUGCCAUCGACACCUUGGCAGAGAUGUACCAAUGCUUCUACGAGUCUGUCGAGGUCCUGGGCAAAGGCUGCCUGAGCGAGACUCAUAUGCAACGUUUCAUUGAUUCGGUCAAUUCUACUCUCGAGGAUUACAAGGACCGUGUGGCUCUGCGGGCCGAAGAGAAGGAGGGAGCGACCGCCGACGAUGUCGAGGACGAGGCUGAAGACAUACUGAUCGCGAUCGAAGAUGAUCAGACGCUCCUCUCAGACAUGAACAAGGCAUUCCACUGCAUUUUCAAGAGUCACGGGGCCGCCUUUCUUCCCGCCUUUGAGCGUCUCAUGAAAACGUACGAAGGCUUCCUCGCAUCCCAGGAUCCUACACAGCGACAAUGGGGCUUAUGCAUCAUGGAUGACGUCCUUGAAUACUGCGGGCCAGAGAGCAGCCAUUACGCGAACUACAUCACCCAACCGCUCAUAAAUGGCUGCCAGGAUCCGACGCCCGCGAUCCGGCAGGCGGCUGCAUACGGGAUUGGCGUCGCAGCCCACCGGGGAGGGGCGGCGUGGGCCCAGUUCCUUGGUGGGACGAUUCCAUUCCUCUUCCAGGCUACUCAGCUCCCCGACGCGCGAAACGAAGAUAACAUCUACGCCACGGAGAAUGCCUGUGCUGCAAUCGCAAAGAUUCUCCACUACAACUCGUCGGCCGUUCAACAGCCUCUGGAAGUCAUGGCGCAGUGGGUUGACACUCUGCCCGUAACCAACGAUGAAGAGGCGGCGCCAUAUGCCUAUGCCUAUCUAGCCGAACUGAUUGACAAGCAACAUCCGGCUGUGAUGAGCCAAGCCCAGAAGGUCUUCUUCUUCGUUGCUCAGGCUCUCGAGGCCGAGUCCCUCUCUGACCAGACUGCCAACCGGGUUGUUGCUGCUACAAAGCUGCUGCUGACAGCUUCGAACACGGAUCCCAUUCAACUAUUACAGCAGUUCUCCCCCGAGGCCCAGCAAGUUAUCAGAGGACACUUUGGUUAGGAGGCAUGCAGCCGAUACGCUGGAUGGCUCGGGGGAAUCGCUUUCUUCGGGCACGUUCUUUUCAGAUGUCGGAACAGCACCGAAGACUACCGCAGAAGAUCGAGAUAGGCGGCGAUGUAACCAGGGCAAAGGAAGCUAUUCACAGUUCAAACUC